AUGUCAUCGGCCAAACGCAAGGCUCCAGCGGCACCGACAACCGAGGACACACGUUCAAUCGAUCCAACAACUGGGGAUCAAGUUAUGUUGCUUCGGUAUGGCAGUAAGACGCGCUACCAGUACGAGAAGUCGCUUCUGCGUCUAAAGUCGUGGCUCCAGCGCGAGCAUCCUGGUUCUCUGUCGGGUGGAGAGGUCGUGCCCCCGCUCGACCCAGCGAUUUGCAAAGGGUUCUUGGCCUACGAAUGUGUUAAACGGGGCCCCGAUGGUGCCGAACUUGACCCACAACAGUUCAAGUCCUACUCAGCUGUGAAUGGAUGCAAGAGCGCCAUCAAGUUCAUGUACAAGCAGGCAAAUCUCCGCGUGUCGGAGGAAUUGGAUGCACUGUUAGCAGACUUUGCAUGCUGCUACAAGCGAAAGUUGCUCAACUGA
Molecule: messenger RNA, 429 nt
Organism: Aphanomyces astaci
Lineage: Eukaryota; Oomycota; Saprolegniomycetes; Saprolegniales; Verrucalvaceae
Exons: 2
Coding region: 1-429 (142 amino acids)
Source: RefSeq, a predicted model, not a curated record